CCACCAGCUGGGAACUAAAGUCUCGUUAAUAACUCGGCUGACAAAGUGUGCCUUCAACUUGGUCAAUAUUUAGUUAGCAUUAGCAGUAAUUUCAUCGUAUCAAACACGCAUGCGGUGGCACAAUUACCUCACGCCCAUUGCCUCCCCCCGCUCAUAUAUUUAGCCCUCGGCAGUGCAUCCGCUUUUUGUACCGUUCUUAUACAUCGUUGACGUCGCAUGCGGCUAUAUAACACAUCGACGUGCGCAAUAUACAACUAGUUUGGUGUCUCCGAUAGCAUUGUUGGAUACACGACAAAACACCUGCAAACUUCAACACCGCCCGUUGAAAUCGAUUCAUUUCCGUUCUACGCCAUACUCUAGUACAAGCAAGCCAGUUUUUGGAUUGUUCUCCUCUGUAUUGGGACGAUUUUGGCGGUUAACGAGUGGAGCAAAGCAGGCUUUUGUUCGGCCAUUUCGGUGACGAUGAUGUUGAAAUCUGUUUGGACGGUUCUGCUGUUGUUGGGAAUUCUAUAUCAAUGCGCAGCCAAUCCAAAAACCUGUGGAGUAGGACUCACAGUCAAAGAAUGCCUGAGAAUCUUAGCUGAACCAGGGAAGAGAGCAUCACCAGAGCAGUCGUUUAAUCCCCGCCUGGCUCCCAAUCUCGACUGGCUUGGGAGCACGGAAAAGGCGAAUGAACCGACGUGCAAACUCAAGGAUAUCUACACAAUGAUCCCCGACGAUUGCCAGGCGGAACUACUGCAGGUCCUGCACUUUUUCGUAACACAUUCCGACUACUGAGAUGGAAGGACGAACGAACAGACUACCACUGACUCAAGCUACGACCAUCUUUCAGUCUAAGUUCUUUCUUUUUCUUGAGACAAAACGAACUUGGUAUUUGGCCAAUCGAACUAGAACAUGACGAUCAAUUUGGAAAGUCUUUAGAUAUCCAAACUCUUUUUUUGGUUAUAUUUGAAAACAACAAUCAACAAAUCGAACUAUAUUGAAUGUUUACAAUUUCAAUGUCUACUUUUUUCAUGCGAGAUAAAACGAUCAGGCCAAUGUAUGCCAAGUAACUUUUGUUAGCUUAUUUCGGCGACUCGCAUAUUUUUUUUUAUACUCAUUUCCUUAAAACAUUUGAUCUUGUCAUUUUUAAACUUCUGUAACAGUAGAGUUGUUAUAACAACAACCUGAAAUGAUACAUGUUUUCAUUUCGUUUGAAAAUUCUAAAACUUGCCUUAUUAAUGUCGAUACAAAAUUAAGGCCACAUUUACAAUGACAACCAUUCCUACCUUGUAUUUUCAGAUCAGUACAGGGUUUGGUAACCAAAAACACGAUGACGACUUUAGAGUAAUUAUAGAUGAAAAACAUCAUUGGUUAAAGACCGUAAAAAAAUCAUUAUGAAGAAAGGUAGUAUGUCAGAGCGUAAACUUAUAACAAGAGUAUGCUAAAAGUUACUUUGGUCAGUGGGGAAAAUAUUAAUUUUGUGCUGUUUCGAACUUUUGAUUUACUGUGUAAUGCAGAGUAGUUCAAGUUAACUUUCAUGUGAUGAUACCAACAACUGACUCCAUUUUGUUCAGUUCCGACCAACAGAGAACCGGGGUGGGGGGGGGGGGGAGGGGGAAAUGCCAGAAAUAUUCUGGACGGCGGAGCAUUUUGAAUAUUGGGUUCGAUUGCUCACACAUGGGUUUGAUAUGGAGUGCCUGUAAAAACGUUACUAACAUGAGACUUUUUCAAUCGCUUGAUCUUAGUGAGAUAGUGUCACUCCUUUUAAAAACUCAGACAUGAGUAACCCGUACGAGGACGUAUUGAUUUAAACCAAGGAUCUCCAAUGAUUUUCAUGUUGUUUGGAUCCCCGGGCAUGCGUAAUCCAUGUGCGCACAACGAGCUGAAUUGUGGCCAAAUACAAAUGCGUAUAUCCUAGUCUUUUUAUCGUUAUUCUGCUGGUUAUUUAUGUCUGAUUUCAAUAAUUAAAAAAAUAAAAAAUCACGACUUCGACCGAACGCUAUAGACUACAGAAACAUUGCUUCAAAAUAGUUUAAUAUCACAAUAACUAAAUCUUAAUAAACCGCAAGGUGUGGGGAAAAACAGAAGUGCUUUAAAUGUUUUAGUCCAUAACGAAAGCUUCAAAUUAAUAUAUAGUUUUAAAUUUUUAACCAUGCAGCAAAGACGCGAGUUUUUUUCUUCUCCCGAUGCAUGUACAAUCUAUACAAACCUGGCAAUGGACACCAAACAUAAUUAUUUUUGUUCAGGGCUUUAGAUCUAAAAGCGUAGUUGUAAAAUACAGGUUGAGUAAAACAAAAAACCCAAAAAACAAAGGUCGGGACUAUUGUUUAUUUAAGUUCUGCAUGUAGCACUUUCAA
Molecule: messenger RNA, 2339 nt
Organism: Patiria miniata (bat star)
Lineage: Eukaryota; Metazoa; Echinodermata; Asteroidea; Valvatida; Asterinidae
Exons: 5
Coding region: 463-777 (104 amino acids)
Source: RefSeq, a predicted model, not a curated record